Molecule: messenger RNA, 4471 nt
Organism: Spodoptera exigua (beet armyworm)
Lineage: Eukaryota; Metazoa; Arthropoda; Insecta; Lepidoptera; Noctuidae
Source: the annotation of a GenBank genome assembly
AUGCCGCUAGUGCCGCAGGACGUAAGAGGAGUGAGUACCCGUGCUAUGUCAGAAGCGCAGCGUGUGAGGGAAGAGGGUGCUGCAGCUCAGACCAGCGAUGCAGAAGCCAAGCCUGUGCAGAUGGAUCUUCUGCUACAGCUGCGGCAAAUGAUGGCAGAACAGCUGCGUGAGCUGAAAGAAGAUCAAGCGCGCCGCCAAGAAGAGCAAGCACGCUGUCAGGCAGAACAGCUGCGGGAGCUGAAAGAAGAUCAAGCGCGCCGCCAAGAAGAGCAAGCGCGCCGCCAAGAAGAGCAAGCGCGCCGCCAAGAAGAGCAAGCGCGCCGCCAAGAAGAGCAAGCACGCUGUCAGUCAGAACAGCUGCGGGAGCUGAAAGAAGAUCAAGCUCGUCGCCAAGAGGAGCAAGCGCGUCGCUUGGAGGACAUACAUAAAGAUUUCACGAAGGGACUGCAAAAGGCUGUCGAACGGGUACAAGAAGUGGAGGAAGGGUUAGGCAAGUUGAAACUUCGCGUCAUGGCGAUAGAGGAGAGACUGGAAGAAGAGAUCUCCAAAAUCAAGCAGGAAGUGACAAACCCAAGCCCUUUGAAGAGCCGAAGCCGUCUUGCAGCCGUUUUUGACGCCCCAAAUGCGGCCUUAAGCGCAACGAAAGGGCUCAAGAUUCCCCAUUACGACGGAACAACAUCCUGGACUGCGUUCAAGCUACAGUUUGAGACACUUAUGGAGGCUUAUGGUUGGACUCAGAAGGAAGCACAGUCAGCCCUUACCCUGGCCCUCCGUGAUCAAGCGCUCUCAGUGCUGGAAGCUAUCGGCGCAAGUGGGGAUCUCAGCUUUAGUGCCCUCCUUGACGCACUUGAAGCACGUUUUGGAGACAGCCACCUCGAGCACGUGUACAGAGCGCAAUUAAAAGAGCGUACUCAGCGUGCUAAUGAGAGCCUACAGCAAUGGUCCGUGGAAAUCGAGAAACUUGUACGUCGAGCUUUCCGGUCGACUCCGUCAAUGAUUGAAGGCACGCUUCUCCAAGCGUUCAUUGACGGUAUUCGGGACCCAGAAGUACGAGCUGCUGUUCAUCUGGGCCAUCACAAGAUCAUGAAAGAAGCUCUGGCCCAUGCAUUGGAAGUGGAAGCCGUGCGUGGCAACUCCCGUACCUUACGUCUGCGGGAAAUGACGACAACGGAGCAGGUACCUCCACGCCGUCGGAACUUCAUGUGCUAUGGAUGUGGAGAGCGUGGGCACAUACGGAGCGACUGCCCGAAGAAGAUGAACCGCAAGGACGCGGCGGUCUCAACUUCUGACCAGCAGGGAAACUUAAAUCCAGCCAGGGCUGCGGGGUGGGCGCCGGCUGGUAGUGGAACAACCCCAACAAUCUACAUCAAGCAAACCAACGAUGGAAAUACUCUGGUGAUAGACGGUCAAAAUUCCUUAAUAAUGUCCUUAUUAAUACGCACCGAUGUAACUGCUGUAAAGUUUUACAAGAAAUUUGUGUUAGCCGGCAUUGGAAAUACUAUUAAUAUAUUCGACAAGGAAUCUGCCAAGUUACUACAGCGUUUGAUUGGUUUAAACGGUCAGAAAAUAUAUGGAUUCGUACCUUCGCAUUGUGGCACCAAAAUACUUGUGUUUGGUGGUAAACAGUUCACAGUACUUGCGUUAGUGAGUUCUGAAGAAUGUGAUGAGGGAAAUGAAGUGUUUUGUAGAAUGUUUAAGCCUGUAGUUUGCGAUGAUUGGCUCCAUUCUGCUGUUUGGGUGAAUAAUGAUGUUGUAGCACUGUUAACAGCUCACAAUGUGGUUCAGAAUUGGAAUACUGUCACUCAAACAUUAAUAUCAAAGCAGCCUAGCCACAAUAACUCAAUACUGUACAGCGGACUGUUGCUUGCGCUGCAAGAUGAUGUCCUGGUGAUGGCAGGCACUGUGUUCUCUGAGGUCAUCAUACAUAGAGCUAGCAGGGAUGAGGCGCUACACCAUUUAAGAGGACAUAAGGGUGUAAUAUUCUCAAUAUCAUACGAACCUCAUAGGCACACAAUAGUUACCACAUCAGAUGACAGGUCAGUGAGGAUAUGGGGUCCAAACAUACCACCAACACUUGCAUAUGAUACUGCAGAACAUUGGGAAAGCAUAGAAAUACUUUGCAAACAUGAGGUCUAUGGGCAUUUAGCAAGAGUCAUGAGGAGUUGUAUAACAUAUGACCUGAUAGUGUCAGUAGGUGAAGACUCUGCAAUAUGUUACUGGGAUUAUAAAGGGAAGUUAUUAAAAAAGUCUCUCACACAUCAAAAUGGCUGUAUAUGGUCUGUAGACAGUGAUUGCACCAGUUUAGUCACUGGAGGCGGUGACAGCGGAGUUAUUUUACACCCUCUCACCAUAGCCACUGAUUACUGUCGUGAAGAUAUUAUUGAUAUCGGAGUUGACACUCCCAAAAAGAUUUUAUUUACUGCUAGAAACAACUUAGUUGUAAUGAAUGAAGCUAACUUGAUCUACUAUGAUGCUACAAAUAAGAAUAAAACUGAACAUAAAUUGAAUCAUGAAUCUACUUACAAAUUGCUUGCUUUAUCGUCUUGCAAGCAACUUAUUGCUGUAGCAGACAUGGCUGGCAAACUACACGUGUUUGUAGAAAAAUGUAAAGAUGAGGCAUUUUUACUAAAUAUUGUUGAUACUAAACUAGAAAUAGGCAAGAUUUUGUCCAUGCAUUGGGCGGGAAACAGGCAUCUAGUACUUUGUUCUGGAGAUGGCGAUAUAACUGUUCUAGCUUCUAAUAAUACAAGUGUAGAAGUUUAUGGUAAUUUUGUUCUACCAAACUGCAAAGAAAGAUGGCUCACAGCCUCUGCAGUAAAACCUGAGAACAAUAGAUUUGUUUUUGGAGAUAGAUGCGGUAAUAUACAUAUUUUCGUCAAAGGUCAGAACAACCCAGUGAAGACCUUUCAUAAGGUACACGGAAGAUAUGGACCGACUUCCAUUAAUGUGAAAAAUAAUAAGAUCAUUUCUACUGGAAGAGAUGGGACCAUCAAAUUUUUCAGUUUAAAUGGUGAUAUGGUAAAACAUAUGAGCAGCAAAGACUUAGCUUUUGAAUGGGUCGAGAAAUUCUUAGAUAAAGACGAGAAUAUUAUUUGUGGGUUUCAAGAAAGAGUUUUCGUGGUAUACAAUGUUAAAGAAAAUAGUAAAAUGUUGGAAGUAGCGUGUGGAGGUGGGCACAGGUCCUGGGAUGCAGUCAGAUACUUCGAGAAAUUGAAUGAUAACUAUGAAGAAUUCAUAAAGCUUAUUUAUUUGAAAAAUUCAGAUAUCAAUGUUGUAACAUUCCAACUUAGUAAAAUAGUUUCGCGAAAUAUUAUAAAUGGAUCUCAUGCUAAAGAAAUUAAUUGUUUGAAAUCACAUAGAGUUGGUGAUGCUACAGUUUACAUUUCUGGUGGAGAAGACACAACACUAAGAAUAUCCAGUGUUGAUGCAGAAAUGAAAUUUAAAGAUGAAGCUAGCUUCAAACAUUUGUCUAGUGUAAGAACUUUAACAACGUUUCCCUUAAAUGAAAACCAUUUCUUAGUUCUAUCGGCUGGAGGAAGAGCACAGCUAUGCAUUAAAGAUAUAAAAUUAACCCAAGAAAAUAAUAAAAUCAAUGUAACAUCAGAAGAAUUAGUAGAUUACUUAAUAAGGGGCACAGAUAAAGAAAGGAAAGGGAAUCAGACAUGGAGGAAUUGCUCCAUUGAUUUUGAUCCUGAAAUGAGAAUCAUGGACAUAGAUUUGAUAAAAGAUAAAGACAGACUUAUCAUCUUUGCUGGUUGCUCAGAUUCCUAUGUAAGAGUUUUCUCGUUUAAAGAAGACAGUAAAAAGGUAGAGAUUAUCAAAGAAGCGAAAUAUCACAAGACAUGUAUUUUAAAAACGAAAUGUAUUAAAAUUCUUAACAGAGACAUCUUAAUAACGUGUACUACAAGAAGUGAAGUGACAUUAUGGGAUGUAACUGACAUUACAGAUGAAAAUUUGGAACCAUUUUUCAGUACGAAAACUAAUAAAUCAGGUAUAAAUAGUAUUGCUACCGCCAAUGUGUCUGAAGACAAGGUUCUUAUAGCUACUGGGGGCGACGAUAAUGCUAUACAUAUAAUCGUUAUAGAAAUCACUAUCCAAAAUAAUGUGACCUCUGCAAAAGUACUACAUGCUUGGUCCAGUGCAAACAACCACAGCUCACAGAUAACUGGACUCAUUUUAGUUGACGACUAUCUGAUUUCUACGUCAAUAGAUCAGAGGAUAACAUUGUUUCGAUGGAAAUUCGAUAAAGAGAGGAUAGACUGCAAGUUUUUGUCGCAGUCUCAUACGAUGGUCAGCGAUGUACAAGGCAUGGACCUUUUGGAUCAUAGUUGCGAAUCCAUAACAGUAUGUGUGUAUGGAAAGGGGAUGGAGGUCGUAGCUGUGCCGAAGAUGCCAGAGUAAUCCUACUUGCUAAUAGUUGCAAGCUAGAACCACGUGAGAAGAAGUGACAAACCUAUAAGGUAAGAAAAUU